CUUCAGGCCGGGCCGGGGUCGGCGGGCUCGGUGUCCCCCGUGGCAGGCAGGCUGGGCGGCCGGGGGGUCCUCACCUGUUUCAACAUCCCGCAGCCAGGCCGGAGGCGGCACGACACCAUGGGGCUGGGCGGGGGCGAAGGCUGCACCCCGCGUCCGCCGAUCCGCCCGCAGCCCGCGUCCGAGCGCCGCGUGGUCACCGUGGUCUUCCUGGGCCUCCUGCUUGACCUCCUGGCCUUCACGUUGCUGCUGCCCCUGCUGCCCGGGCUGCUGGAGGGCCACGGCCGCGCCCAGGACCCCCUCUAUGGCUCGUGGCAGCGCGGGGUGGACUGGUUCGCCUCGGCCAUCGGAAUGCCAGCUGAGAAACGGUACAACAGCGUCCUGUUUGGAGGUCUGGUGGGCUCCGGCUUCUCCGCUCUGCAGUUCCUCUCGGCCCCGCUCUCGGGCGCCGCCUCUGACCGCCUCGGGAGGCGCCCGCUGAUGCUGCUGUCCUUGGUGGGUCUAGUCACCUCCUAUGCUGUGUGGGCCGCCUCAAGGAGCUUCGCCGCCUUCCUGGCCUCCAGAGUGAUCGGAGGCAUCAGCAAGGGGAACGUCAGCCUGUCCACGGCCAUCGUUGCUGACCUGGGCUCACCCGAGGCCCGCAGCCGAGGCAUGGCUGUCAUUGGGGUGGCCUUCUCACUGGGCUUCACGUUGGGUCCCCUGCUGGGCGCUGCCCUGUCACUGGAGACGGCACCCUGGCUGGCACUGCUCUUCGCCACCUCCGACCUGCUCUUCAUCUUCUGCUUCCUGCCAGAGACGCUGCCCCAGGAGCGGCGGGCACCCUCCAUCACCCCGGGGUUCCGAGCCACUGUAGACCUGCUCAGCCCCCUGGCCCUACUCCGCUUCUCAGCCGUGGCCCGUGGCCAGGAUCCACCGGCCGGAGACAGGCUCCGCAGCCUGCGCCAACUGGGCCUGGUCUACUUCCUCUACCUCUUCCUGUUCUCGGGCCUGGAGUACACGCUGAGCUUCCUCGCCCACCAGCGCUUCCAGUUCAGCAGUCUUCAGCAGGGGAAGAUGUUCUUUUUCAUUGGCCUCACCAUGGCUGCUGUCCAGGGCACCUACGGCCGGCGCAUCCGCGCUGGCAGGGAGCUUUCAGCAGUGAAGCGGGCCAUCCUACUGCUGGUGCCAGCCUUCCUCCUCAUCGGCUGGGGGCACUCACUGCCCGUGCUGGGCCUGGGGCUGCUGCUCUACUCCUUCGCUGCUGCUGUAGUCGUGCCCUGCCUGUCAUCCAUGGUCGCCGGCUAUGGCUCAGCAGGGCAGAAGGGCACUGUUAUGGGUACGCUGCGGAGCCUGGGUGCUCUGGCCCGGGCAGUGGGUCCUGUCGUGGCCGCCUCAGUGUACUGGCUAGCAGGGGCCCAGGCCUGCUUCGCCGUGUGUGCUGGGCUCUUCCUGCUCCCCUUCCUGCUCCUGCACCAUCUGAGGCCACCGCCCCUCAAGGACGAGUAGCUGGACCUGCCUGCCGCCCCAGACCACAGGAGCACCCCAAUGCAAGAGCGCUGCAGCAGGAAGCAGAGGCCCAGACCCCUGGCUUCCUCCCUGGGCCAGAUGCGGGGCGGCUGAACCACCACUGGCAGCGUGGACCUCCAGUGGCAGGAAGCCUGUGCGGUGCCCCCAGGCCGCCCUGUCUGCUCACUCCCCCGGGGACUCACAGACGGCAGCUUCCCGGCCCGAGCUGGUUCUCACUCCCAGCAGGGUCAGUAACUCCGAAGUCUCCCUGGCUUUUUGUUCACCUGUUUUGUAACAAUGACACACUCCUCUGUGACCAAAUAAACCAGCUAUUUUAUACCAA
This is a messenger RNA of Loxodonta africana (African savanna elephant), 1825 nucleotides long. It is a transcript of the gene SLC75A1, whose product is annotated as major facilitator superfamily domain containing 10. The record is from RefSeq and is a predicted model, not a curated record. Gene Ontology annotation, biological process: transmembrane transport. Gene Ontology annotation, cellular component: brush border membrane. The transcript is spliced from 12 exons. Bases 118 to 1482 code for a protein of 454 amino acids. Gene Ontology annotation, molecular function: transmembrane transporter activity. NCBI's taxonomy places the organism in Eukaryota, Metazoa, Chordata, Mammalia, Proboscidea, Elephantidae.